Molecule: messenger RNA, 1252 nt
Organism: Canis lupus familiaris (dog)
Lineage: Eukaryota; Metazoa; Chordata; Mammalia; Carnivora; Canidae
Gene: MEMO1
Product: mediator of cell motility 1
Exons: 9
Coding region: 254-1147 (297 amino acids)
Source: RefSeq, a predicted model, not a curated record
GCCCCAUCUUCCGGCGCUCGCCGGAGCUCGUGCUGAUUGUUGCUGCCGCCGCCACCGCCCCGGCUGCCAUCUCGUCCUCCUGGGCCGCCGCCGCCGCCGCCGCCGCCUCCUGGGCCGGGCCGAUCCCCUCCCCGCCGCCGCCUCCUCCUGGGCUGGGCCCGCGGUGUCUCGUCCCCUCGCGGAGCCGCUCCUGCCGCCGCCGCCGCCGCCUCCUCAUUCAUCCUCGUGCACCAUAGGCGGCACAGGCACCAAGAUGUCCAACCGAGUGGUCUGCCGGGAAGCCAGCCACGCCGGGAGCUGGUACACAGCCUCAGGACCACAGCUGAAUGCACAGCUAGAAGGUUGGCUCUCACAAGUUCAGUCUACAAAAAGACCCGCUAGAGCCAUUAUUGCACCCCAUGCAGGAUAUACAUACUGUGGGUCUUGUGCUGCUCAUGCCUAUAAACAAGUGGAUCCAUCUAUUACCCGGAGAAUUUUCAUCCUUGGGCCUUCUCAUCAUGUGCCCCUCUCUCGAUGUGCACUUUCCAGUGUGGAUAUAUAUAGGACACCUCUGUAUGACCUUCGUAUUGACCAAAAGAUUUACGGAGAACUAUGGAAGACAGGAAUGUUUGAACGCAUGUCUCUGCAGACAGAUGAAGAUGAACACAGUAUUGAAAUGCAUUUGCCUUAUACAGCUAAAGCCAUGGAAAGCCAUAAGGAUGAGUUUACCAUUAUUCCUGUACUGGUUGGAGCUCUGAGUGAGUCAAAAGAACAGGAAUUCGGAAAACUCUUCAGUAAAUAUCUAGCGGAUCCUAGUAAUCUCUUUGUGGUUUCUUCUGAUUUCUGCCAUUGGGGUCAAAGGUUCCGUUACAGUUACUAUGAUGAAUCCCAGGGGGAGAUUUAUAGAUCCAUUGAACAUCUAGAUAAAAUGGGUAUGAGUAUUAUAGAACAACUAGACCCUGUAUCUUUUAGCAAUUACUUGAAGAAAUACCAUAAUACUAUAUGUGGAAGACAUCCCAUUGGGGUGUUAUUAAAUGCUAUCACAGAGCUCCAGAAGAAUGGAAUGAAUAUGAGCUUUUCCUUUUUGAAUUAUGCCCAGUCAAGCCAGUGUAGAAACUGGCAAGACAGUUCAGUGAGUUAUGCAGCGGGAGCACUCACGGUCCACUGAAGCUCUGAAUCCUCAGGGAUGCCACCUGCACAUACUCAUUCUCUGUCCGGGGUCCCAGCCUAGCCCUUACCAAGAUACUGGUCCUGGUUUGGGGGGAUUCUGAAA